CGUGUUCUCAGGUCAUGGAUCCAGAUCUCACCAUCGUCCUCCUCGGUAGAACCGGAGUGGGUAAAAGUGCUUCAGCGAACACUAUUUUAGGACGAGCGGCGUUCGAGUCAAAGACUUCCUUCAAAGCGGUGACGACAGGAAUCAGCGAGGAAACGGGACGAGUGUUUGGGAAACUGAUCCGAGUGGUGGACACGCCGGGAGUUUUAGGAUGGGAGCGGCAGCUGAGAAAGCUCUGUGGGGACGUCCUCAGGUCCUCCACACCUCACCUGUUCCUGCUGGUGCUGAGCGUCGGUCGGUUCACCGUGGACCAGGAGGAAGCUCUGAGGGCGGCCGUGAACGCGGUCGGGCCUCGAGGGCUGGAAAAGAGUUUCCUGCUGUUGACGGGAGGAGAUCUGCUGAAGGAUCGGCCUCUGGAGGACUUUGUGCGUGAAGGUGGAGACGGCUCGUUCUCAGAGAUCGUGGGACAGUUCGAGGAGGCGUAUCACCUGUUCAACAACAAAGAUGGAGGACGGGAACAAGUGAGAGAGCUGCUGCUGAAGGCGGGACACCUCCACACAGGUAAGAGCUGUGGAGCAGAACUCAGGAUGGUGCUGGUGGGGAGAACAGGAGUUGGGAAGAGUGCAGCAGGAAACACCAUCUUAGGAAGAAGAGUCUUUAGAUCUGCAGCAGCUUCUGCCUCAAUAACAUCAGUGUGUCAGAAAGAAACAUCUCUGUUUGCAGGUCAGACCCUGACUGUGGUUGAUACUCCACCUCUGUUUGACACCUGUAGAAGUCAAGAGGAGAGUGAGAAAGAGAUCGCUAAAUGUGUCUCCUUGGCUGCUCCUGGUCCUCAUGUGAUCCUGGUUGUGAUCUGGGUUGGCAGAUUCACUGAAGAAGACAAAGAAACACUGAGAAUCAUUCAGCAGAUGUUUGGAGAAGAGGUAGCGGGUUACACCAUGGUCCUGUUCACCGGUGGAGACCAUCUGGAGGCUGAUGGAGUCACCAUAGAGGACAUUAUCACUAAGUAUCCAGCUCUCCAUGACUUCAUCCGUCAGUGUGGACGAAGAUAUCAUGUUUUUAAAAACAGAAGCAGAGAUCCUGCUCAGGUCAGAGAGCUGCUGAAGAAGAUCAACACCAUGGUUCAGAGAAACAGAGGAAGAUGCUACAGCACUGAGAUGUUCAGAGCGGCUGAGAGGAGACUACUUGAGAGAGAAAGUCUUGAGAUGGUGGUACUAGCCUUGAGAAGAGAGGCAGAGACCGAGAAUCAGUCGCAGUGUGUUCUUCACUGA
Molecule: messenger RNA, 1268 nt
Organism: Neolamprologus brichardi
Lineage: Eukaryota; Metazoa; Chordata; Actinopteri; Cichliformes; Cichlidae
Source: RefSeq, a predicted model, not a curated record